AUGUCUGCCGCGGAACCCCUACCCAGUCGCGAGUAUUGGGACGGGCUGAUCAAUGUGAAGACGAGCAACUGGAAAUACACACUUGAGGAGCUGCAGCAGGGCACGCCGUCGCGAAGAAACGGGUCGGAGCUGAAGAAAGUGAGUUUCGAGGACGAGUGCCAAAAGCGAGCCAAGGGAAUAAUAUAUUUGUUCAAGUGUUGCAGACAGCUGCGUCUGUCGCGGUCGGUGGCGAUGACUGCGUCGUGCUACUUCCACAGAUUUUACAUGCGUCGGGACAUGCUGAGCCACCACUAUUUCGAGGUUGCGGCCACGAGUUUAUUUAUUGCUUGCAAAGCAGAAGAGUGUCGGCGUCGUCUGGCCGACGUUGUCAAAGUGUGCGCAAAAACUGCGAUGGCGAACAGUCAGGACCCGAUAGACGAGAACUCAAAGAUAUUCUGGCGCUGGAAGGACCUCAUGAUCAAUCUGGAGGAGAUGCUACUGGAAACGUUGUGUUUUGAGGUCACUCCUUCCAAUCCUUAUAAAUUGUGUCUGAGUGCUUUAAGACUGGAAGAAGACAUACCCAGAGAAACAGACUGGCUCAAGCGGUCAAAGGACCUCUUUAUACAGUGCACAAACGUCUACGAGUUGACUUCGCGAGUGCCGUUGGUUCUUCUGCACGAGACAAACGUGAUAGCCAUGCUGGGCGUUGUCUUAAGCUGCGCAAAAGACCAGAGUCUCAAGAUUCCUCCCGAGUUUGUGCAGGAGCUGGGCACGGACCAGGAACAGGUCUGGGCGUGCUACCAGGACCUGGUGGCUCUGGGCCGGCCUCUGGGUAGUCUGGAUCCGCCGUUCCAAGUUUUGCAGCAUCUGCCGAAACUCGAGUUUGAGCAGUUCACGGGGCUGUUUGGCGCAGCGGCGCCAGAUUCGGCGCCAGAAAAAAAUCAAGAACCGCUAGCGCAGGAUAAAAAAGAAGGAUAAUUAUCAUACGCCAUUUCUUAACAUGAGCACCAGUGCCAAGCUGAACAUUGUAAGUUUGAGUCCGUUUCACCAGACUGACCGCAUAGCUGACAGCGGAAGAGAUCCGCCAAAAAAAGUUCCUUAAACGGGGUUUGCAACUCAGCAUCUUGGUUGUUGGCCAGACGGGAACGGGUAAGAGCACAUUUAUCAACACUCUUUGCAACGAGGACAUCAUCACCACUAAUCGUCCUGCGCCUGCAGAUCUGUCGAUCGAAAGUCACUCUGCCAAGAUCUACGAGGGAGGGACCAGAAUUGACUUAGACGUGGUUAUGGCGCCAGGACUAGGCGACUUCAUCGACAACAGAGACUCGACUAAAUGUCUCACGGACUACAUUGAGAGCCAGUUUGAGAAGGUGCUGAACGAUGAAUGCAAGAUCCAGAGAACUCCUAAGGCCACGGACACGAGGAUCCAUGCUGCCAUCUAUUUCAUCAGACCGACAGGCAAGGGAUUGCGGGAGCUGGACAUUGCUUGCAUGAAGGAGCUGGGGAAACGGUGCAACGUGAUUCCUGUGAUCUCCAAGGCGGACAUUCUGUCUGAGGAGGAAAUUGCUUUGAACAGAAAACUGAUUCUACGGGACCUCGCCAAGAACAGAAUCAACACGUAUGACUUCUCAAACUGUUUUUCGGACAUUGACGAGGAGGACGAGGACUUGGCAGUCAGCAGCGUUCAGGAUCUGGUUCCAUUUGCCAUUGUGUGCGGUACGGACAGGGCCAUCAUCGACCAGGUGGAGUACAAAGUGAGACGUCUGCCGCACGGGCUCGUGAGAGUCGACGAUCCUGCUCACAGCGACUACAUUGUUUUGAGAACAUGUUUGCUGGGCGCGUGUCUGCAAGAUCUGAAGGACACGACUCACGGGAUCUACUACGAAAAGUACCGGACCGAGAAGCUCUCCAAGAAUCCGCCCGGAACGGGCUACAUGAAGCCUGGUUCAAGAGCCUCUAAGCCAACAAGUUCCGGGUCUCUAUUGGACAGACUGAGAACCAACGUUGGCUCCAGACAGUCGAGUGUCCUUUCUUCCGAUAGAUUGACCAUUAGCGAGGGAAUAGUUAACUGAUUAACACGAUAUAUUUCUUUUUAGGCCACUUCUUCGGUGCCGAGCCGCUGGUGGAAGAAGUCAUCGAACGACUCCACGUCCUUCCACUCUUCGAGCCACGACUUCUGGAACAGGUGUUCCCGCGACACUCCUUUCACCGGGAACAGUGCAGUGAGCAGAAACAGAACACAGCACGAGCUGGCGUAGCCAGUGAAGAAACUGAAAUAAUACACCUUGGUAGCACCGUCGGGCACAGUGUGUGUCUGGGUGGCUCCAACAAAACCAACAAUGUUGGGAGCUAUUCCACAAAGGUAUGCCACGAUGGCUCUCCAGUUGAAUCCUGCUGUGUAGAAGUACUGGCUCGAGUUAUCGGCAGUGUACAGGUCUUCCAGCACAACACGGCCCUUUCUGAUGAGGUAGUAGUCACAAAAGUAGACACCUGCGAUGGACGAGAGGAACACCGCGUAGGCGCUGAGGUAAGUGGUGAACAUGCUGCUGGACGAAAGCAGGUUCCAUGGACAAAUAGCGUAGCCGAUGAUGGCGCAGAUGAAGCCACCUCUCCUGAUGUUGAUGUAUUUUGGGAGCAGCGCAGUCAUGUCAGUACCUGCCGACAGCGAGUUAGCGGAAAUGUUGGUGCCGAGUUGGGCAAUAGCAAAACCAAGAGCGAUCAAAAAGACUCCUCCCCUGGCUCCGCUGCUGUAAUUGUCGAGGAACCGCGAAAGCACGUCCAGAGGGUCCCAAUAGGUCUCGCCGUAGAGCACAGUGCUUGCGGAAGAGACCAGCACGCCGAUGAGAGAGGUGACAGAGAAGGCAACCGGGAUUGUGAUCAGCUGCGAGUAGAUGGAGGAGUUUGGCUUAUGCGACAUUCUGGAGAAAUCUGGAGCGUUCACUAUGAGCGUGGCAAAGUUGGCGAGAGAGUUCAUCAUACUGUUCACAAAGGCCCAGCCGAAAGCAGAGCCGCUUAGUGUGCCACUCUGGUGGAUGACGGGGCCACCUCCGUCCGCCUUGACCAACGUCCAGACAAGAAACGCGAUUCCAGCUAUCGGGCACGCAAUGGCCUUCAUGGUGAACAGGUGACGGACGGUGUGCGGUUUCAUGUAGAUCGCCGGCAGCUGGAACAGCCAGAACAAGAAGAAGGCCAGCAUCUGGAAAGACGAGAUUUCUCCCUUCAGCUUGUUGGGUAUUCUGGUUUCGAGAUCGUUACCGAAAAUGGACCGCAGCAUCAGAGCCACACACUGGCCUCCCAGCACUGACUGGACGCCAAACCAGAUACAAGCCAUCACCACUCUGUUGAUGACCGGCCACAGAGACCCCCAUAUUCCCCAGGACGACCUGGUAGCAACGGGGAACGAGAUAUGGUUGUAGGCACCGUACCGCGCAGCCAGAACAACGAAAAAACCGCAGAAGGAGUAUCCCAGCCAGACAGUGAUCCAGGUGGCCCACCAGCUGAGCCCUGCCUGCACUCCCGUGGCGGCAAUCUGCCAGGUAUUGAUGUUGAACGAGUCUGCUAUCCAGAACGUGACAAAGUUCCACCAUCUCCAAGUACGUCUUUUUUCCUCGAGCGGCUUGAGGUCAUAGUUAUACAGAAACAGCUGGGACAGCGUGAAGUUCUGUGUGCCGUCGAGCUCGAGCCGUUUGACCAGUUUCGUGACCUUGCCAAAGAACCCUGUUCUGUCCUCGAACGAGCCGGCAGAUUGCGACUCGUUGUCGAGCGAGAUCUGCUUGAUUUCCUCC
Messenger RNA from Ogataea polymorpha, 3764 nucleotides. RefSeq lists its product as uncharacterized. The transcript has a single exon. Gene Ontology annotation, cellular component: cyclin/CDK positive transcription elongation factor complex; nucleus. Gene Ontology annotation, biological process: positive regulation of DNA-templated transcription, elongation; regulation of transcription by RNA polymerase II. Gene Ontology annotation, molecular function: cyclin-dependent protein serine/threonine kinase activator activity. The record is from RefSeq and is a predicted model, not a curated record. Bases 1 to 957 code for a protein of 318 amino acids. NCBI's taxonomy places the organism in Eukaryota, Fungi, Ascomycota, Pichiomycetes, Pichiales, Pichiaceae.